GUCACUUCAGGUGACCUACAAUAUAAUCUUCCACCCUCCACUCCGAUAGUCACUCUGCUAAAAUCAAACAUUCAAACCCUAAACUCUCUCUCUCUAACUUCAAAAUUUCGUUCUUCAACACUCGCAGAGAACAAUGUCGCUCCUCGAAAUCGAAGCUCGAGACGUGAUCAAGAUUGUGCUCCAAUUUUGCAAAGAGAAUUCUUUGCACCAAACAUUCCAGACAUUACAGAGUGAGUGCCAGGUUUCUUUGAAUACUGUGGACAGUGUGGAGACGUUUAUUGCUGAUAUUAAUAGCGGGAGGUGGGACGCGAUACUGCCUCAAGUGUCUCAGCUCAAGCUUCCCAGGAAUAAAUUGGAGGAUUUGUAUGAGCAGAUUGUAUUAGAAAUGAUUGAACUUCGAGAAUUGGAUACUGCACGUGCUAUUUUAAGGCAAACUCAGGCAAUGGGUGUCAUGAAGCAAGAGCAGCCUGAAAGAUAUUUGCGACUUGAGCAUCUCCUAGUUAGAACUUACUUUGAUGCGAAUGAGGCUUACCAAGAUUCAACAAAAGAAAAACGGCGUGCACAAAUUGCUCAAGCUCUUGCUGCUGAAGUUACUGUGGUCCCACCUUCACGAUUAAUGGUUCUAAUUGGCCAGGCUCUGAAGUGGCAGCAGAACCAAGGAUUACUUCCUCCAGGAACACAGUUCGACUUAUUUCGAGGAACUGCUGCUAUGAAACAAGAUGUGGAUGACAUGUAUCCAACUACUCUUGCACACACAAUGAAGUUUGGGACAAAAAAUUACCCAGAAUCUGCUCAAUUCUCGCCAGAUGGACAGUUUCUUGUCUCUUGCUCUGUUGAUGGCUUUGUUGAGGUCUGGGAUUACAUCAGUGGGAAGCUCAAGAAGGAUCUUCAGUACCAGGCUGAUGAAAGGUUCAUGAUGCAUGAGGAUCCAGUGUUUUGUGCUGAUUUUAGCAGAGAUUCUGAGAUGCUUGCAACUGGGUCAAAAGAAGGAAAGAUAAAAGUUUGGCGUAUAAGGACUGGCCAAUGCUUGCGUCGUCUUGAACAUGCACAUUCUGGAUGUGUCACAAGUAUUGUCUUCUCUCGAGAUGGAAGCCAGUUACUAAGUACAUCAUUUGACAACACUGCAAGAAUCCAUGGCUUGAAAUCUGGGAAGAUGUUGAAAGAAUUCCGUGGCCAUUCAUCUUGCGUCAAUGAUGCUAUUUUUACAACUGAUGGAAAUCGUGUUAUAACUGCAUCUAGUGAUUGCACAGUAAAGGUCUGGGAUAUGAAGACUACGGACUGUCUGCAAACAUUUAAGCCACCGCCUCCCUUACGGGGAGGUGAUGCUUCUGUGAAUUCUGUUCAUCUUUUCCCCAAAAACACUGAUCACAUUAUUGUAUGUAAUGAGACAUCGUCUAUAUAUAUUAUGACACUUCAAGGGCAGGUUGUAAAGAGCUUCUCAUCUGGUAAAAGAGAAGGUGGAGACUUUGUUGCAUCCUGUGUGUCACCAAAAGGGGACUGGAUUUACUGUGUUGGUGAAGACAGGAAUAUGUACUGUUUCAGCUAUCAAUCUGGUAAACUGGACCAUCUGAUGAAGGUCCAUGAAAAGGGUGUAACUUGCGUCACUCAUCAUCCACACAGGAAUCUUGUUGCUACAUGCAGUCAAGACUGCACUAUGAAAUUGUGGAAGCCUUGAAUCUCCUAUAUCGUGGUUGCUCUAGUGUGCUCUAUUGUAAAUUAACUUUUUUGAGUUUCCUGUGAUUCAUAUAUAUUAUUUAUUUGCGAUUCAUGUGAUGCUACUGCCAAAGACCAUCUGUAAUUGGCAACGGUAACUAGAUGUAAUACUUAUAAAUAAUGACUUAUUUUAUGUACUCCCCAUUUGAGCUA
This is a messenger RNA of Quercus robur (English oak), 1866 nucleotides long. RefSeq names its product suppressor of mec-8 and unc-52 protein homolog 1. The record is from RefSeq and is a predicted model, not a curated record. Gene Ontology annotation, biological process: mRNA splicing, via spliceosome. NCBI's taxonomy places the organism in Eukaryota, Viridiplantae, Streptophyta, Magnoliopsida, Fagales, Fagaceae. Gene Ontology annotation, molecular function: protein binding. Gene Ontology annotation, cellular component: precatalytic spliceosome. Bases 134 to 1675 code for a protein of 513 amino acids. The transcript is spliced from 16 exons.